This is a messenger RNA of Diachasmimorpha longicaudata, 2960 nucleotides long. RefSeq names its product arginine-glutamic acid dipeptide repeats protein (gene Bap111). Gene Ontology annotation, molecular function: nucleosomal DNA binding; nuclear receptor binding. Lineage: Eukaryota; Metazoa; Arthropoda; Insecta; Hymenoptera; Braconidae. Bases 188 to 2638 code for a protein of 816 amino acids. The transcript is spliced from 5 exons. The record is from RefSeq and is a predicted model, not a curated record. Gene Ontology annotation, cellular component: SWI/SNF complex. Gene Ontology annotation, biological process: negative regulation of DNA-templated transcription.
CUUCCCGACGUCCCUAAAUGCCUGACUUCACACACCUCGUGAACUUCAAUACACCGUGGCUAAUGGAAGGGGACGAAACUGGUUGAAAUUUUCAGCCUCCAAAAGACGCCUGAUUGUGAUUUCAAUACACUUGAGUAUACAGAUUUUUAACUGGACUCCAGGGUCUCUUUGAGAGGUCACAGCCAGAAUGGCUCUCCCUGGUAAUUACAAACAAGUCGCACUCUCAGCUUCUAGUAUGGUGGCUACAAAUCAACGUUUGAGGGCUUCUGGAGGAGGCGGAGGAGGAUCUGGGGGAAAUAAAGAUUCUGGAAGUCCAUUCAUCCAGACUCCUCAUGGUCAUCCUGGAUUCACUCCUCAGAAAGUUGGAAAAAAUGCUGCGGCUGACCCACGACUCCCAAAGCCGCCGAAGCCCCCAGAGAAACCCCUAAUGCCGUACAUGAGAUACAGUCGCAAAGUAUGGGACCAAGUGAAGGCCCAGAACCCCGAACUAAAGCUCUGGGAGAUCGGCAAGAUAAUCGGCCAGAUGUGGCGUGAUCUACCCGAGGAUGAGAAAAUCGAUUUUAUCGAUGAGUACGAGACGGAAAAAGUUGAGUACGAAAAAUCUCUGAAGACGUAUCACAAUUCUCCAGCCUAUCUGGCCUACAUAGCUGCCAAGAAUCGUGGGAAAUCCGCCAUAUGCGUCACGAACUCCAGCUCUGACGAUCGCGAGACCCACGACCGCUCCUCCGGAGGUAAUAAGAAUCAACAGGCCCAAGACAGACGCAUAGACAUUCUCCCAGCAGAGGACGACGAUGAUCAGGAUGAUGGUUAUUCUGUGAAGCACGUGGCAUACUCGCGAUACACACGUAACCACCGACUGAUAAAUGAGAUUUUCAGUGACACGGUUGUUCCAGACGUGCGUUCAGUGGUUACCACUCAGAGAAUGCAAGUCCUGAGGCGACAGGUUCAGUCGUUAACGAUGCACCAGAAAAAAUUGGAGGCUGAACUGCAGCAGAUCGAGGAGAAAUUCGAGGCGAAAAAAAGAAAAUUCAUUGAGACGAGUGAGAUCUUCCAGGAGGAAUUGAAGAAACACUGUAAGCCAGCUGUUGACGAGGAUACAUUCAACAAGAUGGUGGAGCGUCAGUACGAGUUACUGCGUCGUGAGAGGGUCAAAGGGGCUGAGGAAAAUCGCCCGGAAACAGGAUCAAACGACUCAACUCCAACAUCAACACCAACUCCUGCCUCAGUGAACGAGGAGCCAACACCAAUAGAGAUAUCAGAGAACAGUGAAGGAGAUAAGAAGACGCCAGAGCCUGAGAAAAUCGACAUCAAGAAGGAUAGUCCAUCACCUCCCUACGUUGAGAGUAAAUCAGAUUCUCCGACCCAGAGUAUCCAGGGCCCCCAGGUGACUACGAAUAGCAGCAGCAAGACAAGUGAUGGAAAUACGAGUCCCUCUGCUCCAGCUCCUUCAGGAUCUGUGAUUAAUACCACCACAACAUCCGUCAAUAGUGCCUCAAGCACCCCAACAACAUCCCCAAAUGACAAUGGCAAUGGUAUUAAUCCAGCAGGAGCUGCACCAGAGAAUACAAGUCCUAGUGCUGUCAUUAAUCCCACUAAUGGGAAUAAUUCUGGCCCAAUGUACUCCGCAGCAGUGAGCCCCAUUCACCAUCAGCUGUCCCCACAGGCUCACCCAGUGAAUCAAAUUUCCAUGGCCCAACAUCAGGGACAACAUCAAGGGCCCCAUGUAACUAAUCCCCACCAAAUGCAGCCUUCGAGUCAGACUCCAGCCCCCCUGCACCAGGCACCUCAGCAUCCUCAAGGCCAGCACCAGGGGCCCCACCCAGGCCCCCAGAAUCAGCACCAGCACCCUCACCACCUUCCCCACCAGGGCCCAAGUCAUCCUGGCCCUACUCAGCAUCAGCAGAUGCCACCCGCUCCACCACCAUCGCAAUCACCAUCUCCACACUCUCAGGGGCCUCCAACACCUCAGUAUCCACCACCUGUUAACCCCCCAACUACUCCCCCCACAUCAUCACCAGCACCAAUUUCCCAUAAUCCUCACUCUUCGUCGUCUUCUCAUCCCCAGGCACCCAACCCUCCAUCGACUCCACCAUCUUCAUCACCAGUGCCCUCGAUACCCCAUAAUCCCCAUCCUCCAGCAGGCAUGAUGUCCAAUCAUCUACCACCUCAUCAAGCACCUCAAGGACCUCCGGUCAUGCAGGCUCAAGGUCCGGGGCCCAUGAUACCGCCAGGGCAAGCGUAUUCUCAGCAGUAUCCACCUGGAAAUCAACCACAGACCCAGAAUGUGCCUCUAGCACCAAGACCUCCUCAUCCUUCUUAUGGGUAUGGACAACAACAACCCUACCAUCAGCCCUAUCCUCAGUACUCGCAUCCGUAUUAUCAUCAGCCUUAUGCACAAUAUCCACCACAUGGUAUGGGACGACCUCAUCAUAGUCCUCAUAGCCCUCACAGUCCACAUUCUCCCUAUCAUCCGCAAUCCCCGCAUUCGGUGGGCGAAGGGAAUCCUCCGGGGAAUCCCCCGAAUGCUGAGGGCGGGGGAGCUAAUUAUCCUCCCGGACCCGUACAUGAGCCAGAACGAGGCCAGUCCCAGGAGGGACAGGGCGAGGGCCAAGGAGAGGCCAAACCUGGCGGGCAUUGAGGGAAGCUUCCAGAUAUGAAUGAAUUUUUUUUGAAUUUUUUAGUAAUUGUGAUUGGGCGGGGAGGGAAUGGAUUGAAAUGGGUUUUUUCCGGGAUUGAUGAAAAUUUCAAAGGGAAGAUAUUUCCCUUUAGAGUAUUUUAAGAAAAUCCUGGAAGUUGUUGGAUUACUGAAAUAUGAACGAACCUUAAGUAACGGACAAUGAAGUAGUAUUGUACAAUCAUUUCAUCCAAUUUCCAUCCAUUCCCAACUUUUUUGAAUAAUAUCAUUGAUAGGUUUUUCUUUACUACAGAAAAUAAAACUGCAAUUGAUAACGAAAACUAAA